Oreochromis niloticus (Nile tilapia) is the source of this 4161-nucleotide messenger RNA. RefSeq names its product SANT and BTB domain regulator of CSR (gene sanbr). Lineage: Eukaryota; Metazoa; Chordata; Actinopteri; Cichliformes; Cichlidae. The record is from RefSeq and is a predicted model, not a curated record. The coding region runs from base 645 to 2771 and encodes 708 amino acids. The transcript is spliced from 21 exons.
UGUCUCCAAGCAACAGGACGCCUAGCCUGCUGCACUGCGCCAACAGUGACUAGUCACCGUUGCAGAUACAGACCGAAUAAACGCAUUUUGUUAAUCCAAAGUGUUCUGGGGGUAGAUUUUUAUGUAUUAUUUUGAUAGUGUAACCUGUCGAUUGCAUUUUCUGUGUUGUCGGGCUUAAUAAUAUACAUACGUCAAUUUAAGUAGCCACUUGCUCAGCUAACUGUACGCUAGCUAGAAGCUAAUGCUACCUUCCUUGGCUAUCGGAAUUACUGAGGCAGAGUUGAACGUGAGGGCACAUUUUUGAUCUUCUAGUUCACUUUGGCCUUUGGUUUAAAUGUCAUCGCAUAGCCACCGUGCUCAAACGCCUUGAGACAGAGAGAGAGAGCUAAAUACGUCGGUGUAAAUCCCACCAGAAGCUACUUGAUGCAAUAGGACGGACCGCAUCACUAGGGACAGUCGUUUGAUAUUUACGGCGAGUACCUGAAGGCAGCAGAUCUGUCCCGUCCCGCAAACUUAGCUAGCAUUAGCCGGUAGGAGAACACCGCAGCAUCAGCAUCACCCACACGCACAAUGAGAUGAAACAUUUACCCGCUUAUUAGAUUGUACGAGACGAGGGUGAGGAUUAUUUCACAGACCAGAACAAGAUGAGUCGCUUCUGUUCGGAUAACAACAACUUUCCCUACGACAACAACGUCCUGGUUUUGGACAUGGUGCUGGGCUCCCUGUGGGGUGUGCCCCAGCCCAUAAACUGGGACAAUGUGGCCAAGCUAGUACCAGGCUUUACUCCUAAGGAGUGUGCCCGUCGGUUUGAGGAGUUGAAGAGCAUGGGGGGGUUUCCUCAUGUGGAUAACCAAUGCAAUGCCCUGACAGAAGGAAGCAGCUCCCCGUCAGACCUCCUCUCCACACUGCUGGACACUCGGGACAUAGUGGAGAGAGGAAGCGGCCAGAGCAGCAGCAGCAAAGUUACAGGGUCCAAGUUGAAGUCCACAGGAAGAAGUGCUGCUGUGGAGAAGAAAGAGAAAGGAGUGUCAGCAGAGGAGGAUGAAAAACCUCAGAAACCACGAGAUCCCAACAUGGUCAUCCAUGUGUGCGAUGAGACCAAGAACCUGAAGCAGGACUUCACUUGUCCCAGAGAUCUUCUGGUCAAGGAGAUGCGGUACUUUUCUGAAUAUUUAUCUGUGGACCCCCAGAGGUGGGAGGAAGUUGACAUCUCAGUCCACUGUGACGUGCAGAUCUUUGACUGGCUUAUGAACUACGUCAGGAGGAACUCAGCAGGAGAGGGAAACAAGGACAAACCCCGGCUUGAGCCCAGCAAUGUGAUCUCAAUCCUGAUCUCCUCCGAGUUCUUGAAGAUGGACACGUUAGUGGAGGAGUGCAUCCAGUACUGCCACAAGCACAUGAGUGCUAUUGUGGCUACUCCCUGCAACAUGAACUGCAUAAACAGCAACUUGGCCACACGGAUCGCUGAACUCUUCAGCCACAACGAGGCCGACGACAUCAGGGACAAAAAAGACAAGUUCAAAAGUAAACUGUUUCAAAAGAAAAUUGAGCGUCUCUUUGACCCAAACUACCGGAACAGAGAUUCACCGGGAAAUGCCUCAAUUCUAUACAGGUGUGGUCUGUGCCUUAAGCUGUUGACCAAAGACACAGAGAGGAAAAUUUCUUGUGUUCCGGGGAAAAUCAAUAUUGACGCUUGUGGAGAGAUCAUCUAUACACACACCAGACAGAAGAGUUGGGAUGUGCACGAAUACAUCACAGGCCUGUAUGAGGAGCUCAAGUCCUGGGUCUUGGUUUACUGGAGAAUCUGGGGUACCAUCAACUACCUCACCUGCUUCCGAUGCCAGCAGGUGUUUGUAUGUGCAGAGCUGACGCAGUGCAAGUACCACCCAGACAGCGUCCUGUACCCUGGCAUGGGUACAGAGAGAGGCUGGCACGGUGCAGGAAUAUAUCCGUGCUGCAACCAGCGGGUUCUCCGCUUUGACCCCUCUGGGAUACCAAAGGGCUGUAAGACGCGGGAUCACAUAGUGAAUGUGCCCGAUGAGGAGAACUGUGACGAGGAGACUUCAGCCCAGACCCGAGUCCUCAAUGACCUGCUGCUGCACAGAGACGCUGUGUGUGUGUCAAACUCUCCACCGGCAGAGGGUGCUGAGGAGAGCCAGUCCAGUGCAGAAAAAGUUCAGGACUGUGACGUUCUCUUGGAGCCAACAGUCCUUAGAUCUCUGAGAGGAGACGGCAGCACCUUUUGCCUUUUGAAAAACUGGAGUCUUCAGCUGAGACAGCAGUCUCUUCUGUCAGAGGAUGAGGAGUACACCACAGGGUCAGAGGUCACUGAAGAUGAGGUUGGGGAUGAAGAGGAACUCUCUAAGAAGCAAGCUGCUAAGAAGGCCAAAAAGACUCACAGACCUCUGAAAAAACAGCUGUCCUCGCCAAACUUCCAACGCAAAGAAAAAUCUGAGAAAUCACAGACCAGGGACAACACGCCUUUCACAGUAAGCGUCCAGAAGAGUAAGUGGGACAGCUCUCGCUCUAUGCGCUACAACCAGGACGCUCAGCGAGAGGAAGACCAGCGCCGCAUGGUGGAGAUCAUUGGCUACCUGACAAAGAUGAGGUUUGGAGACCAGGAACAGAGUAAAUCCAAGGAUACUAAAGAGCCUGCAGGGGGGAUCUACUCCAGACUUGAAGCGCAAUUUAGGAGCUCCUCUCAAGCCAGACAGAGUUCAGAAAAGACACCCAGGUCUAAAACGCGCUACGCUCAGAUCCGAACAACAUAAAGAAGCUAAUGGGGGGGAAAAAGGCAGUGGAGCUGCUAAAUAGACCAGCAUUAAACCCGAUGAAGAGGACAGAGACUCUCUCCUCAACCCCAGCACUUGUCAGCCCCCCGCCCCUGCUUAACUCAGGUGACUAUGUAUGGAUCACCGUCAACCACAUCUCCUCUCACUCGGCCCACUGUGUGUUUGUUCAGCUGCGUCCAGUCCACAAAAACAACAAGCAGAACUGUGGACCCAGCUCGGCUCAUUAGAAAUGGACUUUGACUUUCCUCAGUGUUUCUUCAAACAUGGAGGGGGGGGGGGGGGGGAUUUCUACAGAAGGCAACUGGAGGAAUGUAUGGAAGUUCACUUAUGUCAGUGGGAAAAGAAAAAAUAUUUCAUAGCAAUGACAAACAUGUAUCUUAUUGUAAAAUACACAGUUUGUGGCUGUCCACCAACUCAACAACCAAACUUGGCACACAGGUACAUCUUAGGCCCCUAUAAGUUCUUACCUAUAUCAGAUACUAUGGUGUAAUCACAUUGCACAACUACCUACUGACCUACUGAAAGGACACACUUUGUGUUUAUGCACCUAUCUCACCUUAUACAAGUAUUGUAUCAUUUCAGUUUCACAACAGUAGCAUCUCAUUUACAUCAGAUGUUACAGUUGUAAAUAUUUUGAUAUGCAAUAUCAUCGUAUUGCUUGGCAACCACCUGGUAACAGAAUAAAAUGACAUGUAUGUAGUAGAGCAGGACAUGGGCUGUAGUAGUAAAGGCAAAUUUAAAAAAUAAAGAAAUUACAAAAAUGCCACAACAGAAAAAAAGUUUUGAUGUAAAAAAAAAAAAAAAAAAAAAAAAAAGAAGAGUUAAAAAAAGAGCAUAAAUCAAAUUGACUUGAACUGAGGAAAAAAAACAACAUCAGGAUACUGGAAAACGUGUGUCUAAAGCUCUGACAUUUUUAAAAAAUGCUAAAUUGAGAUCAAAUUUAAUUUUGAGGUUAAGAAGUAAAAUUGAGAUAAAUAUAUUGUGUUAUAUGAAAAUGAGACAAAAAUAUGUUAUGAGAAAAAUUUAUGGAAAAAAAAAUCUUUUUCUUAAACUGGCAGUAGUUAUCUUCUGUGUGGCUAGUUGAAGAUGUUACCUUCUUAAACUGACAUCUUUUAUUUCAACUGUAGUGGAAGGUCAGAGGUGUGUGGCAUGAAAAUUUUACUGCAUCAACUGAAAUUUACACCCAGCCUAACAUUUACACUAAUUCUGCCUGCGUUCUCUGGUGAAGCCCAUUCUUCAGGUGAGAGGGAUGCCACAUUUGUUCCACCAAGUUCUGGUAGAGAUGUAGUUCUAGUCUUUCCUUGUUUACUGGAAUGUGACUGUGCCAUGUACCACACCGAGGCCAAUAAAACACAAGUGACUAAAUCCA